AUGGACGACUUAGUUGAACUCACCUUAUCAGAAAUCCUCAGCUAUAGUAGUUGUCUUGGCCCUUGUCUUGGUACAUUCUCAGACGUUUCGCCGGCAUCAUCAGUGCGUCUUGCCACUCUCAGUACCAAGCUACAACUCGCCAAACAGACAAGUGAAGUCAAUCCCCUGACCAACUUUCUGCCGAAAUGGCCCAACUAUCUCACUCACGCCCUAUCACAACGUCUGACUUAUUUAUAUUUAUCCUCCAAAGGUCUGCCAUUUUUGGUGAGUUCACCUUGGCGUCGGACUCGGGCCUCCAAUCCGGAUCUGCCUCAUGGGCCCGUUGAUCAGUCUCUUAUCCUUCUGGUUGACCGAUUUCACUUGGUUCCAGUCCCAGUGUACGUUUAA
Messenger RNA from Protopolystoma xenopodis, 387 nucleotides. The record is from the annotation of a GenBank genome assembly. Lineage: Eukaryota; Metazoa; Platyhelminthes; Monogenea; Polystomatidea; Polystomatidae.